Molecule: messenger RNA, 477 nt
Organism: Monodelphis domestica (gray short-tailed opossum)
Lineage: Eukaryota; Metazoa; Chordata; Mammalia; Didelphimorphia; Didelphidae
Product: metallothionein-4
Biological process (GO): cellular response to copper ion; cellular response to cadmium ion; cellular response to zinc ion
Cellular component (GO): nucleus; cytoplasm
Molecular function (GO): metal ion binding
Source: RefSeq, a predicted model, not a curated record
UUUGUGACAUCACCCCUCCAAAUGGUACUGUUACCAGUUCUCACAUCCACAGUAUGUUCAUUUCUGCUGCAGAUAAUCCAGCUUCUAAUCAUUUUUAAGAAUAAGGAAGAAAAGGCAAGAAACACAGGAGGAAUCUGCAUUUGUGGAGACAACUGUAAAUGCACAUCCUGCAACUGUAAGACAUGUCGGAAAAGUUGCUGUCCUUGCUGCCCACCUGGCUGUGCCAAAUGUGCCCAAGGCUGUAUUUGCAAAGGAGGAUCCAAUAAAUGUAGCUGCUGCCCAUGAAAUUUCACAUUCAAUGAUAGGGUUGGGUUGGGGAGGGGAAGGAUCUCCAGGAAACCUUCUGUAUAUUUGCUUAUUGGAGAAAAUGACGUCCAUGUACAAUGUAUUGUAUUUUUUAUAUAUUUGUCCAAGCUUAAGCUCAGUAACCUUCAUAUAAGGCAAUCGUAACAAUAAAAGCCUCAUUAUGUUUAUUGA